This is a messenger RNA of Pseudophryne corroboree (corroboree frog), 3289 nucleotides long. Its product is annotated as multifunctional protein ADE2-like. Gene Ontology annotation, biological process: 'de novo' IMP biosynthetic process. The transcript is spliced from 17 exons. The coding region runs from base 279 to 2585 and encodes 768 amino acids. Lineage: Eukaryota; Metazoa; Chordata; Amphibia; Anura; Myobatrachidae. Gene Ontology annotation, molecular function: phosphoribosylaminoimidazolesuccinocarboxamide synthase activity. The record is from RefSeq and is a predicted model, not a curated record. Gene Ontology annotation, cellular component: cytosol.
UGCUCUGUGCGCAGGGCACACGCCUCCUCCUGCCCGCGACACGCACGUGACCCGGGAGCGAUUUAUUAUUCUUCCAGCCGCCAGCGACGCUGCACAGUUACCAUAGGAACCAGGCGGCUUACUUGCUGCUCUCCUACCAGCCUGUAGACGCAUGCACCCGGCCGGCAGCGGUGACAUCAUGUGCUGCAAUGGCAGCUCUCCUCCUCAGCGGGUGUAGGGACUGCAGCGCCUGGGGUGGCUGUCAUUGCUGAGAGCCGAUUACAUCUCUGACAGUAACCAUGGAGAAUAUAAAGGAAGAGCCUGCUGAUACGGGUGCAGAUUCCAUGAGCAGUACAUCCCAUGAACAAUAUUAUUCACAUGUAGGUGACAAAGCCAUAAAAGAAGAGAAUGAGCCAGAGUUGGAAAAUGAGGCUAACAAGGACUUCAGAAUAAUGACUGUAAAUGACUCAGUAGCAAGCAGGAAUUUGAGUGACCAUGAGGUUAGAUCUCUGCUGCAGGUGUGGUCAGAUGAGAAGGUCUCCCAUCAGCUGAAAGAUUCUCAAGUACCAGCUAAAAUUCAUAUUUCUGAUCAGAAAAUGACAUAUGUUCCUGACAAACCCCCGCCUGGGCUCCCUGUUACUGUGACAAUUGGAAGGAUGCAGGACUCAGAAAGGUUUAUCAAUCAGCAUGGAGACUAUCAGCAAGAACACCAUAGCUUUACUACUCAGUUGUCACAGCUACAAGCAAGGUGUAAAAGAAACGGCAGUCUGUAUAGCCGGUCAGCGAAACGUUGCCGAUCUUCCUCUGGAAAAUUUAGGAAGGUCUCCAAAGAUAUUAUCUGUUUGCCAGCGGAAUACCCAGAAGAGAAUUGCACAUACAGGGUUCCACGUGGUAAAGAGAGAGAACAGCUGGCUAUGCAGGGACUAGUGGGCAAGAUCCUCAUACAGUCUUCCUGGAGCUUUGAGAACUUCAGGAGCGAAGUGGUCUCCCUUUUCCGAAAGCAUUUUUCAUGUUCUGAUAAUGAGUUUUCAUUCAAUUUCUUACAGUGUUUACCAGGGAAUCGGAAACUGAUUAAGCCUAAUGUAUCCGCCAGCUUUAAGUGGAGUGGUAUUGCAAUUAUAAGCCUGGCAGCCCAAGGCUCAUUGUACAUCAAAACGCAGCACACUCUUGCUGCACCUGCACAGAACCUUUUCUUUAAUAGUAAGCAGCGUCUUCCUGAUGUAGAUAGUGAUGGUGAACAUAUGAAUGUCAGAAACGCAUCGCCAUCAGACAUCCAGAAGGUAGAAGUCAGCCAGCGAACAGCUGCCCGUCUCGUAAAUAGCUCAUCCCCGCUGAACAUGGAAAAUUCACAAUACUGUGCAUUGAAAAACUUUGAGGCUCCCUUGCACAGUGCCAGUAUUCCAGGCUUUUCUGCUGAAACCAAAUCAACCACAGGCAUGAGACUUGGCGAGAAGCGAAACCAGGGGAAAUGUGAAGCAAUGUAUGAACAUCCGGAGCAUCCUGGAAUUUUACUGAUGCCGUCCAAGGACCACAUUGCUACUGGAAAUGAAGCUAGGAGGGACCAACUAAUAGGCAAAGCCUCCAACAUGACUACAAGCUGUGUUUUAAAACUACUACAAGAAGCAGGUAUCAAGACAGCAUGUGUCAGAAAGUUCAGUGAGAAGGGAUUUAUCACCUCCAGCUGUGAAAUAAUUCCCAUUGAAUGGGUCUGCUGGAGAAUGGCCACUGGCUCCUACCUCAAGAGACAUCCCGAUGUUGAAGAAGGAUGCAGGCUUUCUCCGCCAAAAGUAGAGAUGUUUUCUAAGGAUAACACCAGUAAUGAUCUCCAGUGUUCCGAGGAGCGGUUGCUGGCUGCAAAGGUCACUUGUGCCGGACGUGCAAUUGGUCAGUCUGAAAUAAACAUCAUGAGCCGUAGCACGGUAGCCAUCUUUGAAAUUUUGGAAAGAUCUUGUUUGGCUGAAGACUUCAGACUCAUAAAUAUAAAGAUUAAGUUUGGUGUGGAUACUGACAAAAAUGAAAUUGUCCUUGCGGAUGUAAUGGACUAUGAUUCUUGGCACCAGAGUCAGUUAGAAGCCAAAACUCAGCAGAAUGAUAAGCAACGCUUGUUAAGCCUGAAAAGUCCAGGAAGGGUGGUUGUGCUGAUGGAAUCCAUUUCUUAUCUUGUGCACUGUGACAAAAUCAAGGUGGUGUGUGCCAGCUACGGUAUCCAAUGUGAGCUGAGGGUGACAUCUGCGGACAUCGCACCAGAGGAGACGCUGCAAAUAAAAUCCCAGUAUGAAGGAGAUGACAUUCCCACUGUCUUCAUCACUGUAGCGAGUAGAAGCUAUGGUUUGGCAUCCAUGCUGUCUGCAAAUACUGCCUAUCCUGUCAUUAACUGCCCCCCAGUCACAGCAGACUGGAGUGAUCGGGAUGUCUGCUCCACCCUCAGGACGCCAGAGAAUACUAGGUUUUGCACUGUGCUGUCUCCUCAAGCAGCAGCUCAGUUUGCCGUCCACAUUUUGGGAUUAAGCAGCCACCUGCUGUGGGCCAAACUGCGCUCCUCCACUUUAAACAAUUGGGUCUCCCUGAAGCAGGCGGAUGUGAAGCUGAGAGAAUGCACCAUGUGACACAUCCCUAUUACCUGCUCUAUGUUCUGUCAUGCCAUUCCUGCUGAAGCACUGCCUUGUAUAUGUGUGACAUGUUAUGCAGGGCAGGGGGACAUAAUUAUAUUGAUUCCAUAACCGAUCAGACUGAGAACAGCUGAGACCAUGAUAAAUAAUCCCAUUUUACUCUUUACAGCAUUACAGAGAGGUGCUGUGACCCAAUUACAGAAGGAUUACAAUUACCAUCAGGCUUGGUGCUCACGUUAUGUGUCCCUCAGUCCGCCUGUGAUAGUAAGCAUCUCUGUCUUCAUGUAUUGAAACCUGUAGCAAAUCUUGAAGUCAACAGUAUUUUGCAACAGACAUCUCUCUAUUUAUAUAUGCGCCACUGAAUUUGACUGGAGGUGAUGCCCUUAUAGCCCUGGACCACUGCCUCACAGCAUUCACACAAACAGAAGCCAACAGGAAUUGUUCUGCAUAACGGAGAGCUCCCAACAGCUAGCGUCCCUUGUGUAGACUCCCCUCUGAUUGGCCUAUCCUGCUCUGUAACAGUAACUGAUAUCAUCCCUGCUAGCAGGCUUGUGCCAAUGUAAGUAGGGGGAAUAGAUGGUAGAGAAAAGCUGUGUGUUCUUACAGGUUUUACUUGGAACGUAAUUGGUUCAGUUGAUUUGGUCACAAAAGAUGUAUUCAGCGUUAUCUACCUCAAUAAAUGAUGGUUACAUUCAGAAACA